Messenger RNA from Penaeus indicus, 1067 nucleotides. RefSeq lists its product as uncharacterized. Gene Ontology annotation, cellular component: transcription regulator complex; nucleus. Lineage: Eukaryota; Metazoa; Arthropoda; Malacostraca; Decapoda; Penaeidae. Gene Ontology annotation, molecular function: DNA binding. Bases 63 to 1067 code for a protein of 334 amino acids. The transcript has 2 exons. Gene Ontology annotation, biological process: regulation of transcription by RNA polymerase II. The record is from RefSeq and is a predicted model, not a curated record.
CACCCAGCCUGCUGCUGCCUUGCCCCUUCAGAUUUCAGUGGUGAGAGGAAGUGGUAGCUAUCAUGUCUGUAAUAAAAGAUGUAUUUGACUGCGAAACACUCAUAACAGAGGUAGAGAAGAGACCACCUCUUUAUGAUUUCCAGCUGAAGGAAUACAGCGAUAAGAAUAUAAAAGAGAAGUUGUGGCGUGAGGUGUGUGAGGCUGUGGUGAGCGAUUGGAAUAUUCUCUCCCCUGAGGAUAAAAAAGAAAAAGGAAACCAGCUACAGCGAAGAUGGAAAAAUCUCCGUGAAUGCUUCAGGAGGGCGUUAAAGGAUCAAAAAGGCAGGUCAGGAGAUGGUGCCGCUAAGAAAAGGAAGUAUGUUUACUUUGAUCAGCUCCUAUUCCUUGCACCAACUUUUAACGAGCGAGAAACCACAGGUAACUACUCAGCACCGGAGGGUAAUGAUAAGGAGGAAGAACGUGAACAAGGCGACACACCAAGUAAUUCUGCAAACGUGAAUAACGCACAAAGACCACAUAAACCACGAAAAAUCCAAGGAGCUUCCAACAACAGAUAUGAAGAAGAACUACUUGAAAUAUUAAGAGGAAAGACUAAAGAAAAUUGUGAUGAGGAUACAGCCUUUGUAAUGUCACUAAUUCCGAAAUUUAAAAAGUUCAAUGAUGAGCAAAGAUUUGAAGCACAGAUAGAAAUAAUGAAAGUGAUGAGAAGAGUACAGAUGAUGACACAGAUUCCAUCUACUGCUUAUCAUGGCAAUAUGCCCUCUACAAGCACUUGUCAACCGUACGUUGCUGUACCAGGUAUGUCUCUGAACACCCAAAGAUAUCUGCCUACAAGUGGUAUGCAUCACAUGCAUCAGCACCAGAUACGUGAAGGUCACCACUCAACUCAAGAAUUUGUACAUACUCCUGGAUACCUUCACAACCAACCUUAUCAACCUCAGCUACAUCAUUCACAAGAAAAUCGCGAAUUUCAACAGUCGGCAUCAAAUAUCACCACCACAGCUUCGUCACCAGCAUCAGAAUAUUCUUUGAACUCAGGUGACACCGACCUAUUAGAACUGUCAUAA